Molecule: messenger RNA, 5399 nt
Organism: Struthio camelus australis
Lineage: Eukaryota; Metazoa; Chordata; Aves; Struthioniformes; Struthionidae
Gene: PHF6
Product: PHD finger protein 6
Cellular component (GO): nucleus
Source: RefSeq, a predicted model, not a curated record
UGACUCUUGGCUAAGAUUUCCGUGGGACUUGUCACUUUGGCUUCUCAGCUACAGACAUCUCCAUGAUCUCGGUUCCUUUUCCCUAGCCUCACCCCUCUACCCCAAAAUAACGUCCACAAAAAUAGGUGAUAGACCCUAGGGAGUAUAAAGCACUUGUAAGUUUCUUGAACUGGGAAUCUGCAAUCUCUAGUCAUCUUGAAAAAUAUCUCUCAUUGAGAGGAUUGAAGUGGCGUUCUGAGGUCACUUAAAAUCAUGACAAGCUCAGUUGGACAGAAAAAAGUCUCUUCAAGACAAAGGAAGUGUGGUUUUUGUAGAUCUAAUAAAGAUAAUGAAUGUGGACAAUUAUUGAUGUCAGAAAACCAGAAGGUGGCAGCACAUCACAAAUGUAUGCUGUUUUCAUCUGCACUGGUGUCUUCGCACACUGAUAAUGAGAGUCUUGGUGGAUUCUCUAUUGAAGAUAUUCAGAAAGAGAUAAAAAGAGGCACUAAACUGAUGUGCUCCCUGUGCCAUUGUCCUGGAGCAACCAUUGGCUGUGAUGUGAAAACAUGUCACAAGACAUAUCACUACUACUGUGCUUUGCAUGAUAAAGCUCAGAUAAGAGAGAAACCCUCACAAGGCAUUUACAUGAUUUUAUGUCGAAAACACAAGAAAACUACGCAUAACUCUGAAGCAGAUUUAGAAGAAAGUAUCAAUGAACAUGAGUUGGAGCCUUCACCUCCCAAAGGAAAAAGGAGGGGUCGUAAGGGAAAGCCAAGAAAAACAAAUUUAAAAGGGCAAUCAGAAGACACUAGAUCCACGUCUUCACAUGGCACAGACGAAAUAGAAAGCAGUUCCUAUAGAGACAGGUCUCCCCACAGAAGCAGCCCCAGUGAUACAAAACCUAAAUGUGGAUUCUGUCAUGCAGGUGAAGAAGAAAAUGAAGCUAGAGGAAAGCUUCAUAUAUUUAAUGCCAAAAAGGCUGCAGCACACUAUAAGUGCAUGUUAUUCUCUUCUGGCACUGUCCAGCUAACAACAACAUCAAGAGCAGAGUUUGGUGAUUUUGAUAUUAAAACUGUACUUCAAGAAAUCAAGAGAGGAAAAAGAAUGAAAUGCACACUUUGCAGCCAGCCUGGUGCUACUAUUGGGUGUGAAAUUAAAGCCUGCAUCAAAACAUACCAUUACCACUGUGGAGUAGAAGACAAAGCUAAAUACAUUGAGAAUAUGUCACGAGGAAUUUAUAAACUCUAUUGUAAAAACCAUAGUGGAAAUGAUGAAAGAGAUGAAGAGGAUGAAGAAAGAGAAAGCAAAAGCCGUGGAAAAUCAGGCACUGACCAUAAUGACAUUCCUCAGCAGCAGCUCAAUGGAAACUAGGUUCAAGGGACAGAGUUAUAGAACUGGGAAUGGCUAAGACAUCAUAACUACUAAUUCUUUUAAAUUGUUUUCUAAAAUCAGAAAAGGGUUAGUAACUUUUUACUACCCAACUCUGUUAGAAGUUUCAUUGAACUGCCUGAAACGUUCAUGUGUGUGAGCCUUCAGUAAGUGGCAGAGUUUUACAUGUCAAUAUUAUGUAGUUUGUAGUCUGCAGUGUCUGGAAAAAAUGAAACACUAUAUAAAUGAUAUGUAAUAUGUACAGUGUCAAAAGUUAAGGCAGACAUUGAAAUGAAGUAAGAUCUAUAUUUCUGGACCUAAUAAAAACCUUAAGAUUUGGAAUGUGUAAGUUGUUUAGUGGAUUCAUGCAACGAGGGAAGGUCUUAGCUAGUUUAAUUAACAUCAUGGACAAGUUCAUGGUGGCAACAAGCCGGUACUUUGUGAAUUUUACGUUUUCUUCAUAUACAAGCUAUGGAGGCUAUACAUGGGAAAGCCGCUCUCUGUUUUUGCUUGCAAAGCACACAGUAGAAAAGGACUCAGUGUGCACCGAAGCACGCUUGAACAUUUCAGGUUGUUCCUGUUGUGAUUGCUCAUUCCGCCCAGCAUUGUUUGCGGGAGAUUUACUUGAGCAGCUGUUGGUUCUGAGCUGUGAGCUGUAGAACUCAUGCCAAAGGGCUGUAGUUCAUUCUUUCCCUGACAACCCACCUCUUUCUGCGUCCCUGAUUUACCAAGAACACUUCACUAAGUGUGAUUACAAACUUAUUAUACAAACCUUUGGACUCUGCAACCCAAUCUCUCUUACUUCAGAGUUACAACGUUAACUCGCUAUGGAAUUUAGCCACCAUAUCUGACGUCCAUACCUCAAGUGUUCUGUGUUGUGUGGAACACUUCAUGUUUUGUCCAGAAUAUGCAGAGAGGUCCCAUAUUCUGUAAGAAGAAUGAGGAAACAGCCUUUUUUCCUAGAUUGGUAUUUAUUUUUUAAUCUUAUGACCACUAUAUGAGAAACUUUGCUUAUCAUCCUUAUUGUUUUCGUGACUUUUUUUUUUUUUUUUUCUUUCUGUCAAGUCAGCAAUCAUGUCAUGGAAUUCUACUUGCUAGAGUUUGAUGUUCCACUAGGGAAUAAUCAAAUCUAGGUUAUACCAAACCUAACAGAUCAGUCCUCUGACUGCUUUCAGAACACCUUGGCGUUUCUAAUGGCUACUAGCUUCUCAAUUGGUCUGUUAAAGCACGUUCUCAGACUUACCUUACAUAAAACCAAAAAACUGAACCUGAUCCACAAGUUUAUCUGUUGCUAUCGCAUCACACUGUUUAGGGUUUUGACUUGUUUAACUCUGAACUCCCAACAAAACUUCUAGAUUUGAAGGAAGGAAACAAGCAAAAUGCAGUGAUUUGACUAUAAUCUGCUACAGUUCUUCUGUGAUUGGUAUUGCAAAAACAGUUCACUUGUAACAUGAGUUUCUGUAGCGUUUUUUACUUGUAUUUUUAAAAGAUUUAACGUGUGUCGUUGUCUUCUUAUGCAUUCCCUUAAUGUCUUGAGGGACUCAAUUACUGUAUAUUAUAGAGUUUCUAACAUUUUAAUUGUUAGAAUUCAAUCUGUUUGCUUUCCUGGGGAAUAAUGCAGUUUUGGAAAGAAAUAUUGCUGUGUACAGAAAAUAUUCAGUUACUGCUCUAAACAUGAUGCCAUUGAUCAUUUUUAUUUUGUAUUUGUAACUUUCAAAAUUAAAAGCGUGACUUGAAUUGCAAUGACAGAUCGAUUAUUGAAAUUGUCUAUCAAGGUGUUUAUUUCUUCUAGAAUAUGAACAUUUUCAGCCACUCAGAACAGUUUUAGAAUGCAAAAUAACAUCCUUCAGUGUUGAAAUUGCUUCUAGGUUUUGUGCCUCAGACAUGGCUCUCCCAUGGAAUAAAGGCACUUUCUUUGCAGCUACUGUAUUUUUAACUAAGAUUGGAUGACAGAUACAUGGGAUAGAUCUGCCAGCAUACUAAUUGUAUUUGAGACUGAGCUCUAAAUCAUAUUGUCAGUUGCUUAAUAUGUUAUUCAGUCUAAUUCAUCUGAUGUGAAAUAAUGUACGCCAUUCCAUGCCACUAAAAACCAGAACAGCACUUUACUUUUGGGUAGCAGAAGACUAAGUGGCUGGUUACCUGUUACCUCUUUGUGCUGGUAUGGCCUGACUAAAUUGUCACUAAUUAAUGGGAACUGAAAGUCAAAAGCAAAAGUCUUUUUGUUAUGAGCUUCAAAUUGGUCAUAACUGACUUCAGCUUGUCAUGUAUGCUGGGUAAAAGUGCCUUACAAUGUAAAAAUUGUAUUUAUAUGUUCCCAAGUAGCAUCACCUGCUGGGGAGUAAUUCUGUUGUGGUGUUAAUAUUUAGAAGAAAUGUACCUCAGCAGUGUAUUUACUGUACAUCUCUUAUGUCCUUAAUUGUAGUUUUAAAAAGCAUGACAAUGUAUGAUAGGUAUACAACAUUUACAUAAUUUUUUAAAGACAAAAUACUGCCAUUGCUGUCUUUUUAUGCAUAUUUUAGCUUGGAAUUUCAGACAGUCUGUCUGAUUUUUUUUUUUUUUUUGGUUUUUUGGUUGGUUUGUUUGUUUCUUAAGCAGUGUAAUCUUUGCAAGCAUAUAUUGAAGAUUAUUCUGGAGCAUCUACUGCCUUCCCAGAAAUGUUAGAAGUAAUGAAAGUGCUCAAUAGGUGAAAUAGGUAUGUUUAAAUUAGCUAGUUAAAUUAAUACAGUCUGUUUGUUCCUGGGAUUUUUUUUAAUAGGCACCUUCUGCUUUCAUCUCACAAUCAGAAAACUAUCUUGAUUUUUAAGAGAACUUGUCAUGUGAAACUGAUUUCACUUGAUAAUUUUUUUUUUUUUAAGCCUUUGAGGUUUUUGGGUUUUUUGGGUCCACCAGAGUAGUGUAGUGUGUCUUGUUUAAAGACUCCUGGAACCCUCUGAUAAUGGAGAUCUCUCCCCAACUCACUGUGUCUCUGUAUUAACAGAUCUGCGAUUGUGCUAUACCAAGAAAGGACUGUACCAAGGAAGGACAGCCAUCAGAAGGGUAUAGCUCAAGUUACAUGAGGGUCCAGCUGGUGUUGUGCCAGAGUCCAAAGGCAGGAUUAAACAACGUAGCAGUAAGCUAUGCUAUCACUCCGUUUCACAGAAGCAUAAAAGGUGCAGUUCAAUAGAUAAGGUGUCCAAAAGGUCUACUCAUUCGGCAGGUGUUGAUCCACAGGAGCUUCUGUGAUAAGGCUCUAGUAGGAGUUACAUCAGGAGGUUAACUCCUGGAGGGCAGCAAUAAGUCCAUCACCUACACUCCGCAAAGUCUGAUCUUCAGGUGCAAAGAGCUGUGCUGAUAUAGGAAGGUAUGAUUUUACUGAAUCUGGCCCUGAAUUAAUUUCUGCUUUUAGUAGACAAGAAAUGUGAUAUAAAGGAGUAGAGCUUGCUUCUUAUUGCUGCCUGCAUGGAGAAUAACUUUAUGCUAAACUAGAGCAGAAGAUGGAGUGAUAGCGCUUUGAAAUAUCAAACUUAUCUGGCAGGUGAUAAUCAGUGCAUUCCAAAAAAGAUUAAUAUGCAGAAUCAGAUUGACAAUAAAAUUAAUCCCCAUUAAAUGAAACUAAUCUUAAAAGAGAACUGAAAGUACAUUAUAGCAAAUAGUAACUCUUCUUCCAAGUCACCAGAAACAGAACUACAUUAGCAGUGGAGGUUAAAAAACCGAACACAGCUCUUAAUUUAUGUAUAAAUGUUGAAGCAGUUUCUAUAUAUGCAUAUAUAUGCACAUUCAUUAGUCAGCAGUGACAUCUCAACCCUUAAAGGAUCCUGGAGAACUGUAGCUUGUCAAAAAGCACUCAGGUUAGGCUAACAUCUGCAGCUUUUGCUCUAGCAUACAUUUACAUUAGGUGUAAAGACAAGGAAUGUAUGAAAGAGGGUAAAUGCAUUCCUAUCUACAAUGUUAUGUAUAUUUUGUUCCUGUUAUAUUGGCUUUACUUCCAAAGUUGUAGUUUGCAGUAUUAGUUUCUUUUUAUUGGUAUCCUUGCAUAUAUAUAUAUAUAUUCAAUAAAUGAGUUAUGAAUUUCA